GUUAGAAGGGCGUGGUCUUGUUCUCUUAAAACUUUGCUGUACUGCGCAUGCUCGUUCUUUUCUCUACAAGAAGAAGGGUCAGAGAUGGGGAGGUACGCUAUAGAGCCAGAGAAUUCUAGUAAAUCGUGUAAGGCCCGGGGCGAGGACCUUCGUGUCCACUUUAAGAACACCCGGGAGGCGGCUCAGGCCAUUAAGGGCAUGCAUCUGAAGAAGGCCUUGAGGUAUCUGAACGACGUCCUUGAAAAGAAACAAAUCAUUCCAUUUAGACGAUUUAGUGGUGGCGUCGGAAGAAAAGCGCAGGCAAAGAACUUCAAGACUCCUGGGUCCCAAGGUCGUUGGCCUAAGAAGAGUUGUGACUUUCUGAUAGGGCUGCUCCGUAAUGCUGAGAGCAAUGCAGAGGUCAAGAUGCUCAACACUGACGCACUUGUCAUAGAGCACAUCCAGGUCAACAGAGCCGCCAAACUAAGGAGAAGGACGUACAGAGCACAUGGCAGAAUUAACCCCUUCAUGACGUCUCCUUGUCAUAUCGAGAUGUUUCUAAUGGAGAAGGAUGAAGCCAUCCCUAAAGGAGAGGACGACACUACUCAGAAAAAGAAGGUCUCACAGAAAAAGCUGAAGAGGCAAAAGUUAAAGGCAGCUAUGUCCGGAGGGGUGGACUAACUCAGACACUCAGAGAUCUUGAUUGUGUUAUGCAUUGUUUUGAAAUGAUGAGAAAAUUGUGCAAUUACAAUCUUCAGGUUCUGGUCGUUAAUGAUGAAAGUGUGAA
This is a messenger RNA of Halichondria panicea, 766 nucleotides long. Its product is annotated as large ribosomal subunit protein uL22. Gene Ontology annotation, molecular function: structural constituent of ribosome. The coding region runs from base 85 to 660 and encodes 191 amino acids. Lineage: Eukaryota; Metazoa; Porifera; Demospongiae; Suberitida; Halichondriidae. Gene Ontology annotation, biological process: cytoplasmic translation. Gene Ontology annotation, cellular component: cytosolic large ribosomal subunit; ribosome. The transcript has 5 exons. The record is from RefSeq and is a predicted model, not a curated record.